Molecule: messenger RNA, 861 nt
Organism: Rattus rattus (black rat)
Lineage: Eukaryota; Metazoa; Chordata; Mammalia; Rodentia; Muridae
Product: mitochondrial intermembrane space import and assembly protein 40-like
Exons: 1
Coding region: 1-861 (286 amino acids)
Biological process (GO): protein import into mitochondrial intermembrane space
Cellular component (GO): mitochondrial intermembrane space
Molecular function (GO): protein-disulfide reductase activity
Source: RefSeq, a predicted model, not a curated record
AUGGCCUACAGCCGGCAAGAAGGGAAGGAUAAAAUUGUAUUUGUGACCAAAGAAGACCACGAAAGCCCCAGCAAUGCCGAGCUGGUGGUUGACGACCCCGCUGAUCCCUAUGCGGAGUAUGGACUGACUCUGCCAAAUGGGAACAUUAACUGGAAUUGCCCCUGCCUUGGAGGAAUGGCCAGCGGCCCCUGUGGAGAGCACUUCAAGUCUGCCUUUUCCUGCUUCCACAACAGCACGGACGAAGGCAGGGGAUCCGAGUGUGUAGGUCAGUUCCAGGCCAUGCAGGAGUGCAUGCAGAAAUACCCAGACAUCUAUCCCCAAGAAGAGAAUGAGGACAUGGAAGAGAACGAGGACGAAGAUUCAGACGACUUCUACCAGGAGGGCCUGGAGAACUAUGAGGACGAAGAACAGAUGGAUGAAGAAGAGAUCGAUGAUGACGAUGACUACUACGAGGGGGUUGAGAAUGAGGAUGAAGAGGAGGAUGAAGAGGAGGAGGAUGGCGACUACUACUAUGAAGAAGAGGAGGAGGAGGAGGAGGAGGAUUAUUAUGAGGACUAUUACGAGGACAACUACUACCAUGACAAUGACUAUUACUAUGAGAACGAUGACUACUAUGAAGAGAACAAUAACUACUAUGAAGAGGAAGAAGAAGAUGACAUCUACUACGAGGCUGACUACCUGGAGGAGGAUGAGGAAGAAGAGGAUGAGGAUGUUUACUAUGAGGCUGACUACUUCGACGAGGAGGAGGAGGGGCAAGAGAAAGAGGGGCCAGAAGGUCCAGAGGAGCCAGCAAAAUCCCGGGAGAAAGCAGAUGCCACUGAGGACUCCUCUGAAGACAAGUCGCAGUACUUCAGCGCCUGA